AUGCUCCGUGUCUAUGAUGAAAGUCAGCCUAGUGUGUCACAUUCAAACAACAUCGGCCCAGGUGACGACACCCUCCGUGUGGGCCUCACCAGGCUCACGCUUAACAACGUCGGCCCAGGUAACGACUCCCUCAGUAUGGGCCUCGCCAGGCUCACGCUUGGCCUUAACCACGUCGGCCCAGGUGACGACUCCCUCUGUGUGGGCCUCGCCAGGCUCACGCUUGGCCUUAACCACGUCGGCCCAGGUGACGACUCCCUCUGUGUGGGCCUCGCCAGGCUCACGCUUGGCCUUAACCACGUCAGCCCAGGUGACGACUCCCUCUGUGUGGGCCUCACCAGGCUCACGCUUGACGACGUCGGCCCAAGUGACGACACCCUCUGUAUGGGCCUCGCCAGGCUCACGCUUUGCCACAGCAUCCGCAACUUUGGUGAUAGGCGAUGCGCUGACCAGGCUGGCAAAAAGGCCAAAGGCCACCAAAAUAAAUGA
Molecule: messenger RNA, 486 nt
Organism: Penicillium vulpinum
Lineage: Eukaryota; Fungi; Ascomycota; Eurotiomycetes; Eurotiales; Aspergillaceae
Exons: 2
Coding region: 1-486 (161 amino acids)
Source: RefSeq, a predicted model, not a curated record